Molecule: messenger RNA, 5034 nt
Organism: Closterium sp. Yama58-4
Lineage: Eukaryota; Viridiplantae; Streptophyta; Zygnematophyceae; Desmidiales; Closteriaceae
Source: the annotation of a GenBank genome assembly
AUGCUGCUUCGCAGCGCCGAAGACUGGCUGAACAUGACCUUCGGCGUGCGGCCGGAGGAUGUCGCGACAUACCACCCAGUCUUCAAGGACGCGCUCCUAUCGUCCGUGCGUACUAAGCUUCGUUACCCAGGCCUUCCUUCGCCGCAUUGCCCCGCGAACCAGACUCUUUGGCCGCUACCCGCUUCGAUUACUGUCGGAUCGCAACCGCACCGACCCGCCGAUUCCAAGGCUUCUUUCGAGUUAGAGGAGUCGCAAGUCGAAGUUUCGUUACAGGCGACCUUUUCGAGUCCGAGGGAAGUCGGGAAUCAGGAGAAUGACGCCGAGCCUGUCUCGCCGCUCACGCCGCCGUCGCCCCAAACUCCCACCUUCUCUCCGCCGGUCUCCUUCUUCUCCCCGCGUCUUUCCGCGCACUUCCGCCCGCUCCUCUUCUCUCCGUUCACCUGCGGAACCUCCUCGCCGCCCGGCUCCCCUUCCACGUCCUCGUCUCGCCACCACCCUUCCAGCAGCGACGCUCUCCUCAAAUCCCAGUCCCGGGAUCUCCCCUCUCCCGCUCUCGAUCCCCCAGAACCGCUUCUGCUGACGCCUCCGUUCCUCACGCCGCACGACGUGGGCUUUCCUGAUUCAGCGGCGGCUGGGGGGCGAGCCGGCGGGGCCGGCGCUUGGAGGAAUACAUGGGGGGAAAGCGCGGAAGAAGGGGAAUCAUCUUCGAAAUUUUUUUCCAGGAAGAGCUCCCGCAGUGGCGGCGGCGGCGGGAGGAAGGUGCGCGGACCAGUAGGCCGCUUGCUAUUCGAUGACGAGGGGGACGGGGACGAAGGGCGGAAAUGGGAGGGUCGGAGGGAAGCGAAUUUCGAGGUGGAUUCGAAAGAAGAGUCCAGUUUGAGAGAUUUGCAGGUCACGAAGGGCAAUUUGCAAGAAUGGACUUUUAUUAGCGGGGGAAAAUUGCACGAGGGGGAUGUGAGGCUCGCGAGGGACGACUGCGCGUCGUCCGCAUCUUCCGAGUCGCCGUUUUCGCCGCGUGCACCGGCUGCAGACGCAUCGGCGGCAGGGAAAGCUACGAGCGGCCGGCCGCGGUUCCUGGGUGGACACGUGGCCGCAGCGGAUAGGUGCCGGGUGCUUGCGGAAGAGACGGCGCGGCUGGAGGACGAGUACGAGGUGGGGAGCGGCUGGGCAGCGGGCACUUCGGGUGCGUGCGGGGAGGACAGGGAGGACGUGCGGCGGGAAGUGGCGGUGAUGUGCGUCGUGGGUGCGGGCGGAAAUGUUGAGGAGAGGGCGGGCGGCGCGGGGAAGACGGCAAAUGGGGUAAGGGAGACGGAUUCUGACGGGGGAGCGGAGGGUGGACCGGAGAACGGUACGGAAGGCGGAGGGGAGGGCGGAGCGGGAGGCGGAGGCGGAAGCGGGUGCGUGCGGCUGCACGGCGUAUUGGAGGACGGCGCGGCGGUGCAUCUGAUCAUGGACCUGUGCGCGGGGGGCGAGCUGUUCGACGCUGUCAUCGCGCGCGGACGACUCGCGGAAGACGAGGCCCGCCACGUCAUGGCGCAGGUGGGUCGUGGCGCAGGUGGGUCGCGUGGCGCAGGUGGGUCGUGGCGCAGGUGGGUCGCGUGGCGCAGGUGGGUCGUGGCGGCUUCUCUCCUGGCAGCUUGUCGCUCCAUUCGCGUCGCUUGCCCGUUGAUGCUGGCGACCUCAAGUACCAUGACUUAUGAUGAAGGUCGUAUCCUGUCUCCCUCGACGCUCGUUGCCCCCUCCGUCACACCUUCCCCACCUCACCUUCCCCCUCUGUACCCCUCAUCAGGUGGCAGCAGCAGUGCGGCACUGCCACGCGCUGGCGAUGAGGCAAAGGAGCUGGUGGCGUGGAUGCUGAGGCGGCGACCGGAGGAGAGACCCACGGCGGAGCAGGUGCUGCUGCACCCUUGGAUGCAAAGGAGAGGCACGGGAGGGAUAGGUGCAAGGGACGGUGGGCAUGGUGUGAGGGCGCGUGGGGAGGGGACGGGUGGAGGGAGGGGUGUGAGCGGGACGGAAGAGGAUUGUGAGGUGCAUAGUAGGGGGGCCAGCGGUGAUGGGGAUGGCAGCAGUGCUGUCUCCGGCGACAGAGCCAGAUGCAACAGCGGAAACAACAGCAGCAGCAUCAGCAGCAGCAGCAGCGGCAGCAGCCGCAUUGGAGAAGUCACAGAAAGCAGAAGUGAAUCGGGCGCCUCUUCUCCUCCUGUCCCUGCCCCUCCUCCUCCUCUUCCUCCUCCUCCUCCUGCUCAUAAUCCCCAUGCUACCACUGCCACCAACCUCCUCCAUUCCGGGCCCACCACCCUUGUCUCUCUCCUUCGCUCCCCGUUCUCCUCCCCACGCGACCCUUUCUCCUUCCCUCACUCUCGCCUCCAACCAUCUCCGGACCCAACACCAGGUGCAGGAAACUCCACUAGAUCUGCACUGUCCCCGUCCCCUUUACAAGGUGCUGCGAUACAAGGGUGUGUUGAGCCGCCAGUGCUGCACGCCCUGUUGGGUGGUUCCGGUCCUGAACUCGGAGAAGAGUCUAGUGGGGUGGUGGGCGGUACAGGGGAAGAGGGAGGGGUUGAAUGGAGUGGAGAUGUGGCUGUCGUUCAGGAGGAGGCGAUGGUGGAAUGGGGUAGAGGGGAGGUGAAGCGGAGAGGGGAGCAGGAGGAGCUGGAGGAAGCAGAUGGAGGGGAGGAUGUGUGGGAGAGGAUAGAGUUGUCUGAGAGUGAUGGGGACAGCUGCAGGAGCAGCAGCAGCAGGUGUGUGGGUGGUGGAUAUGCGAGUUGCAGUGCUGAUGCGAGUGAAGCAACUGUGAUGCAGGACUGGGGAGAGGUCCACAGCAGCCGGAUCGGGGAAGAAGAGUCGCAGGAGCAGCAGCCGGAGCAGCAAGAGCGGCAGCAUGGAGAGUUCGCCAAGAGCAGCGGGGACUGCUGUGGCAGCAGUGGAAGGAGUGAAACGUGUUCUACAGAGAGCCGCCGUUGUGGGAUAGGCGCAGCUGUGAUGGUCGAGGGAGGUGCGGUGGCGGAGGGUGCAGUGGUUGAGGGAGUGGCGGAGGGAACGGUGGUGGUGCAAGGGCAGGCACAUGACGUGGGAGACGAGUGGCCGCUGCUUCUGGUGGCCAUGCUGCCUCUCCUCGUCUCCGCUCUCACCACCUUGGCUCUAUCACACUAUGCAGGGCGGGUGGUGGCGCUGGUGAGUGCAGCGAGCAGGGGCAGCGAGGAGGCGUGGAGGGCGUUUCUCGCACAGCUCACAGAGACCAUUUUCUUCAUGGCCGCCACUGUGGUGCUGGGGGCAGUGGCCACCAUGGUGCGCACGUUCCUCUUCUCUUCCGCCAGUGAGCGAGUUGCGGCGCACAUCAAGACCAAGCUCUUCCGAUGCCUGCUCGCCCAGGACAUCGCGCUGUACGACAGUGUGAUCGUGGGCGAGGUGGCAAGGCGGCUCUCUUCCCCUCUCUCCCCGCGCACAAUCCCCUCCGCACCCCCACCCGUCUCCCCCCCCAGGACAUGGCACUUGCUGGCGCUCGUGGUGUUGGUGCCCGUGGCAGUAGCAGUGCGGCACUACAGUUACGCCAUUAGAGCCCUGGCUAGGGACGCUCAUGCCGCUGCUGGUACUGCCGCUGCCGUUGCCGAGGGUCUCCAGCUAGCCUUGCCGUGGGGGCAUACAGUCGCUCUCGUGGGGGCCAGUGGAGGGGGCAAGUCCACGCUGCUGUCACUAGCGCUGCGCCUGUACGAUCCCAGUGCGGGCCGCAUUUUGCUCGCGGGUGUGCCACUGCCUGACAUCGACAGCAACUACCUCCACUCCAAGGUGCCCCCCUCUCCGCCUGCACCUCCCUGCACUGCACCUCCUUGCACCCUCCUUGCACCCCCCUGCACCCCCCUGCAACCCCCCACCACUUUGAGACUUCUCAGAAGCUCUCCCCCUCCCCUUGUGCCAGGUGUCAGUGGUGUGGCAGGAGCCUCUCCUGGUAAGCCGUUCAGUAGCAGCCAACAUCAGCUAUGGUGUUACCACGCCCGUGCCCCUCUCCGCCCCUCCUUCUCCUGCACCCCCUUCCCUCUUCCCCCAGGUGUCAGUGGUGUGGCAGGAGCCUCUGCUGUGGUGUGGCAGGAGCCUCUGCUGGUGAGUCGCUCAGUAGCAGCCAACAUCAGUUACGGCGUUACCACGCCCGUGCCCCUCUCCGCCCCUCCUUCUCCUGCACCCCCUUCCCUCUUCCCCCAGGUGUCAGUGGUGUGGCAGGAGCCUCUGCUGGUGAGUCGCUCAGUAGCAGCCAACAUCAGUUACGGCGUUACCACGCCCGUGCCCCUCUCCGCCCCUCCUUCUCCUGCACCCCCUUCCCUCUUCCCCCAGGUGUCAGUGGUGUGGCAGGAGCCUCUGCUGGUGAGUCGCUCAGUAGCAGCCAACAUCAGUUACGGCGUUACCACGCCCGUGCCCCUCUCCGCCCCUCCUUCUCCUGCACCCCCUUCCCUCUUCCCCCAGGUGUCAGUGGUGUGGCAGGAGCCUCUGCUGGUGAGUCGCUCAGUAGCAGCCAACAUCAGUUACGGCGUUACCACGCCCGUGCCCCUCUCCGCCAUCCAACGCGCUGCCACCAUCGCCAACGCACACCACUUCAUCUGCGCACUACCGCACGGGUACGACACGGAGGUGGGGGAGAGGGGCGUGCGGCUGACAGCAGGGCAGCGGCAGCGCAUUGCCAUAGCGCGGGCAGUAUUGCUGGACCCACAGCUGUUGCUGCUGGAUGAGGGCACGGCUAAGAGCGAUCCAGACAGCGAGCACCUCGUGCAGGCAGCCAUGGACGAGGUAAUGAAGGGGCGAACCGUACUCGUGAUAGCGCACCGGCUGUCCACAGUGAAGGCGGCGCACACAGUGGCAGUGGUGGCGAGGGGGGAGGUGGUGGAGGAGGGCGGGCAUGAGCAGCUGGUGAGCGCAGGGGGCAUGUAUGCCCGCCUCCCCUCAACCCGCCUCCUCCGCCUCCUCGUACUCAUCUCCUUCCUCUCCUCCCUAUGCGCCCCCAAGCCGUGCAACCGGCACCGCUGGCUCUGCAAGGGCCAGGGUUGA